Messenger RNA from Paramecium primaurelia, 1219 nucleotides. Lineage: Eukaryota; Ciliophora; Oligohymenophorea; Peniculida; Parameciidae. The record is from the annotation of a GenBank genome assembly.
AAAGAAUGUUUGAAACAAGAUUUAUACCUUGUUUGGUUGUCUUCGUGUUGGGUUAUGUAUUGAAUGGAUUAAAGAGUGCCUUAAAUCCCGAAUAAUUCUUAGCCUUUUUGGGUUAUAUGGGUUUAAGCAUUUUUGCAUACGUGUUAUCAUAUUGGAUGAUUCCUAAGAUUGCUAAAUUAACUGAGAAAGCAGAUAUAUUUGGUUAUGAUAUAAAUAAAAAAGGUAUUCUAUUAAUUUAAUUUAAUAGGCACUGAUGCUGGUAAAAUAAAAAUUCCAGAAUCCUUAGGCAUUGUACCUGCUACAAUUUAUCUCAUUUUCAAUAUUAUAGGAAUACUAUUUACUAGAGCAUAUAUGCCUGAUUUAAUAAUGUCACAUAUCUCAGGAUUGUUAGCUAUUACAUUUAUAGUAUUUUUGGGUUUUGCUGAUGAUGUUUUGGAUUUGGCAUGGAGAUAUAAAUUGUUAUUACCACCAAUUGCAAGUUUACCUGUUAUUGUUGCAUAUACAGGAGGAACAUAAAUAGUUUUACCUCAAUUAAUUAGACCAUAUCUUGGAUAAACAAUUGAUUUAGGACCAAUAUAUUAUCUUUAUAUGAUUAUGUUAUCUACUUUCUAAUCAAAUGCAAUUAACAUAUAUGCUGGAGUCAAUGGAUUAGAAGUAGGAUAAUCUAUAAUUAUUGCAUUGUCAAUAGCAAUAUAUAAUGUCAUUGAAAUUUCAACAUAAUAAUAACAUUUAUUUAGUCUGAUGAUUAUAGUACCAUACAUUUCAUCAGCAUUAGCAUUAUACAAUUAUAAUAGAUAUCCAUCUAAAGUAUUUGUUGGAGAUGUAUUUUGUUAUUGGUCUGGAAUGACAUUUGCAGUGGCUGCUGUACUUGGUCAUUUUUCAAAAACUUUGAUGUUAUUCUGCAUUCCACAACUUAUUAAUUUCUUGUAUUCACUUCCAUAACUAUUUGGAAUAAUUCCAUGUCCAAGACAUAGAUUACCAAGGUAUCAUUUAAUUUAAAUUUAUAGAUAUGAUGAAAAGACAGGUUUGUUAUAUCCAAUCAAAACUAAUUUAACUUUAAUCAAUUUGAUGUUGUUAAUUAAGGGACCAACAAGCGAAAAGAAUUUAUGCAGAGUUUUGUUAUCAUUCUAAAUACUAUGUACGAUUAUUGGAUUUGCUAUAAGAUAUUUGGGGUCAUAGAUGUUCUUUUGAUAAAUAUUUUAUAAGUUAUAAAUUAUAU